AAGACACGAUCUCCGCUGUGUUGAUGGCUAGAACCCAAACAGGCAUUUGCGUGGACGCUGUAGUUCUUCACGGCGCGAUUAGGUAAGCGGAUAUAUUGGUUAGCUGCCUGAGGCAGAAGCUCCUCCACCUCCGAACAGAAUCAAUAUCCGCGAACGCAGAAAGCUCGGGUGCGCGCGACACCUCAACAGCAUUGAACUGCGCCACGCAAUUCCCUUAGACUCACAACAAUAUAACCCCCUCAAAAUGUCCGACCCAGCAUCCGACACCAACCCCGCUCACCCCGUAACAGCCCCAGACGCCAAAAUCAACCAUGCGGCCUCCCUCGAAUACUGGAACAGCGUUCCGGCCAACGCGCACGUCAUGCUAGGCAUGCUGGGCCAAUACCCGUGGUACACGCGGAUCGACCUGCGCGGCUCGAAAACCUUCCUAAACAAAAUCCGACGGCUGAUCCCCGGCUGCCCCCUGGAGGGUAAGCUCCCGCUGGGCGCCGACUGCGGCGCGGGCGUCGGCCGCGUCACCGAGGGCCUCCUCCGACACGUCUGCACGACCGUUGACGCCGUCGAACCCGUCGCCAAAUUCACCCAAGUCCUCCGGGACUCGGCUUUUGCUGCCGACGCCGUCGGCGACAUCUACACGCUCGGCCUUGAGGACUGGUACCCGCACAAGCGCUACGAUCUCAUCUGGACCCAGUUCUGCGUCGGCCAUUUGACUGAUAGGCAGCUGGUGGAUUACUUCGUGCGGUGUCGUCGGGCUCUCACUGAUACCGGGGUCAUUGUUGUCAAGGAGAAUCAGUCAACGGACCCCCGUGGUGAGGAUAUGUACGACGAAGAGGAUAGUAGUGUUACGCGCACGGAUGAGAAGUUUCGGGUCUUGUUUAAAGAGGCUGGCUUGACUGUGUUGGCGUCCGAGCUGCAGUUGGGGUUCCCGAAGAAUUUCCGCCUGUUGCCCGUUCGGUUUUAUGCUCUGAGGCCGGUUUGAUUCAUGGCUGGCUGUCGCUGGAUGCAAGAGAUGUGAGGUGGGUUUGAUAACUUGAUAACUGAGUAUGAGAGGGCCUCUCGGCUUGGGGAGGCGGGCCAAUGCUGUGAUGCUGGAAAGGCCCAUGGCGGAUGAGCUACACACAGGGCCCUUCAAGUACAGCCGGUCCGGUUCUAGUGGCUAGUAUCUCUCGCGGGAGCAUGCUAUAGCCUCGCGUGUGUCUCCCGCCGUGGCGCUUGCGUCGACCGCAGCUGCAAAUCGAGCGGUGCAUGGAUGUAUACUCGGGCACAUCUCAGCAGUAACGCGAGUUACGUCUUCGCCGGCCGCGUACAUGUCCCUUGGGGGA
Molecule: messenger RNA, 1322 nt
Organism: Aspergillus homomorphus CBS 101889
Lineage: Eukaryota; Fungi; Ascomycota; Eurotiomycetes; Eurotiales; Aspergillaceae
Product: N-terminal protein methyltransferase
Exons: 1
Coding region: 245-979 (244 amino acids)
Biological process (GO): N-terminal protein amino acid methylation
Cellular component (GO): cytoplasm
Molecular function (GO): N-terminal protein N-methyltransferase activity
Source: RefSeq, a predicted model, not a curated record